Molecule: messenger RNA, 2256 nt
Organism: Necator americanus (New World hookworm)
Lineage: Eukaryota; Metazoa; Nematoda; Chromadorea; Rhabditida; Ancylostomatidae
Exons: 23
Coding region: 1-2256 (751 amino acids)
Biological process (GO): fatty acid beta-oxidation
Cellular component (GO): mitochondrion; mitochondrial fatty acid beta-oxidation multienzyme complex
Molecular function (GO): NAD+ binding; (3S)-3-hydroxyacyl-CoA dehydrogenase (NAD+) activity; enoyl-CoA hydratase activity
Source: RefSeq, a predicted model, not a curated record
AUGAUUUCGCGGCUGGCACAAGGAACAAGGUUUGUCGUGCCGUUUGUGCGACGAAUCUCCGCCACCACAUCACUUAAUCAAGGGACGGUAAGUGUAGAACACAAGGGAGAUGUGGCCGUUAUCAAGAUGGAUUUGCCAAACACUAAAGAGAACGUCCUCAACGAGAGGUUGACUAACGAUCUACAAACGGCAUUUGAGAAUGUGGAACACGAUAAUUCGGUAAAGUCAAUUGUUUUGAUGUCAGCAAAACCUGGCAGUUUUGUUGCUGGUGCUGAUGUGGGCAUGCUGAGCAAAGCAAAGACAGUAAUGGAAGGAGCAACAAUUUCAAAAAAAGGACAAGAACAGUUUGCCAAACUGGAAAUGUCCGGAAAACCUAUAGUUGCUGCAAUUAUGGGUAGCUGUAUGGGUGGGGGACUGGAACUAGCCAUGUCUUGCCAUUAUCGUGUUGCCGUGAAUGACAAGAAGACACAGCUCGCGUUGCCAGAGGUAAUGCUCGGUCUUCUUCCUGCAGCUGGGGGUACUCAGCGACUGCCGAAAUUAGUGUCGCUUCAGAAUGCCUUGGAUAUGAUGCUAACUGGAAAGAGGAUCAAGGCUGACAAGGCCAAGAAAAUCGGUCUGGUAGACUCUAUUGUUCAACCUCUUGGAGAUGGCCUUGAGCCGGCGGCAAUAAAUACUCACAAAUACCUAGAGAGAGUAGCGGUGGAUACAGCUCGGCAGUUAGCCAAUGGAUCACUCAAAGCAAGUAGAGAAAAACCGUUGCUGGAAAAAGUUGUCCAGAAGGCUAUGACAACAUCAUUCGUAUUGGAUAAUGUUGUAAUGAAGAUGGCUAGAGACAAGGUAAUGAAACAAACUGGCGGAAAUUAUCCAGCUCCGCUUAAGAUCCUGGAAGCAGUGCGUGCAGGAAUCGUGGAAGGGCCUUCUCGAGGGUACAGCAUGGAAUCGCAGAGCUUUGGUGAACUUAUUCAAUCAUAUCAGUCAAGAGCUUUAGUAGGACUCUUCAAUGGAUCCACUGAGUGUAAGAGGAACAAGUAUGGUCAGGGACUGCCAGUUAAAGAAGUUGCAGUUGUUGGUGCAGGACUCAUGGGGGCUGGAAUUGCUAAUGUUACCAUCGACAAAGGUUUAAAGUGUGUUCUGUUGGAUAUGAACGAACAGGGUUUGGCGCGUGGUGAGAACCAAAUCGCUACUCAACUAAAUGGCCAAGUGAAACGUAAGAAGAUCAACAAGUUGGAAAAAGAAAGAAUGAUGUCGAACCUCGUUGCGUCGUGCGACUACAGCGCCAUGAAAAAUUCCGAUAUUGUGAUUGAAGCAGUCUUCGAAGAUCUGCCGUUGAAACAUAAAGUCAUCAAGCAAAUAGAAGGAAUUGUUCGAAAAGAUACGGUCAUCGCUUCCAACACAUCUGCUUUGCCCAUUAAGGACAUUGCGAAGGCGUCAUCUCGCCCGGAUAAGAUCAUUGGGAUGCAUUACUUCUCACCAGUAGACAAAAUGCAACUGUUGGAAAUCAUUGUCCAUAAAGAAACUUCAAAAGAAACCCUUGCGACGGCUGCUCAAUUAGGGCUGAAACAAGGCAAAGUCGUUGUAGUGGUUAAGGAUUGCCCCGGAUUUUUCGUUGUUCGAUGCUUAGGCCCAAUGAUGUCUGAAGUGGUACGCUUGUUGCAAGAAGGUGUCUCUCCUCAAGAUUUGGAUAAACUUACUAAGCAGUUUGGGUUCCCUGUAGGAGCCGCUACACUAGCUGACGAAGUUGGGGUGGAUGUAUAUGGACAUGUGGCAAUAUUCUUAGGCAAAGCUCUAGGUCCACGAGUGCAUGGUGGAUCAGCAGAGCUGCUUGCCGAAAUGGUAAAUGCUGGAUUUAAAGGAAGGAAAACGAACAAGGGAAUUUAUGUCUAUGAAAGCAAAGGGAAGAAGAAGGUGAACGAAGAGGCGAUGAAGAUAAUCCAAAAACAUCGAUUGACAGAGCCGAACAGCUGCUCAUCAGUAGAAGAUCGACAGCUACGUCUUGCGACGCGAUUUGUCAAUGAGGCGCUGCUCUGUCUUCAAGAAGGAGUAAUUUCUAGCCCUACGGAUGGAGACAUCGCAUCAGUGUUUGGUAUCGGGUUUCCGCCAUUCUGGGGAGGCCCCUUCCGAUUUGUUGAUCUAUAUGGCGCAAAGAAACUUGUGGCUGCGAUGGAUAAGUUCGCAGCCGCCUACGCAUCGGAACAGUUCACUCCAUGCCAACUUCUCAAGGAUCACGCAGAGAGCGGGAUGAAGUUCUACCGAUAG